AUAUUAACAAUUCACUUAGAUAUAUCUAUAUAACAAGACAAACAAGUUCAUCAAUCAUUUAUUUUCUUUCAGAAAAAACAAUACAGUGAAGCUUUCGAUACCUUUCACAGGGUCAUUUUCAGCACUAAAUUUUAUGAAAGAAAGUUUUUACAUAUAUAUGAAGAAACAAUUUUUUUUCUUUUUCUUUCUCUAUUCUUUUCUAGUAUUUUCUUAAACAUGGCAAUACGAAGGGGAGAAAUGACAUCAUCGUAGUGUGAUGUUUAAGAGAAUACGAGAAAGGAAUAGAAAAAGAAAAAGAAUUAUUUCUCUAUAUAUAUAUAAAAGUUUUUUUUCAUAAAAAUUUAGUGUUGAAAAUGACCCUAUGAAAGGUGUCGAAAGCUUCACUGCAUUGUUUUUUUCUGAAAAAAAUAGAUGAUUGAUGAACUUAUUUGUCUUGCUAUGUCUUUAUUCAAUUAUAUCUCAUAAAAUAAUGUUAAUUAGAUAUAUCUAUUUCAUCUUUCUGCUCCUUAUUAAUAUUUUCUUUUUUAUCAAUCGAAUUUAAAUUAAAUUGAUAUGUAACUUGAUAAUAUUAUACAACUUAGUUUCUAUGGAUCGAUUAUUAUCGAUUGAAUAAAACUAAAUAUUAAUUAUUUAAAUGAUUACUUUUACUUGAUUAUUCGUAUUCAAUAGUUGUCUAUUACUGCUUGAUAUUCUAGAUAGACUUAAUUAUUAUAAAUAUAAUCCCAUACAUCAUUGGGUUUGUGAUAAGAUUCGAGGUGGUGGAACAUGUACACAAGGUUCAGAACAAAAUCUAUUGACACCAACAUUUCUUCGAGAAUUAAAAGUACUUGUUAAUCAAUUACUUGGCAAUGAUUUAACUGAUGAUUUAUUAAAAUUAAUAACUUAUUUGGCAGUAACUCGAUGUAAAAAAAUACGUGUUUGGGAUGACGAUGAUGAUCUUUCUUUAUAUCUUUUUGAAGCAUCAGUAACAGUUUUUUCAGCAAAUCAAAAUCAACGUUUAUCAUCAUUAAAAUUACAUUUAUCAUUAGCUUUUGAUUUAAAUCAACCAAAAUUUGCAAGUCGAAUGUUACGUGCAAAUCAAGAUAUGCCUGAAGAAGAUUUAAUACAAUUAGCUAAAAUGGCAAUUAUACGAGAUCAAGUAGAAUUUCUUCAUGUAUUAGAAGAUACUUGUGGUAUAAUAUCCGAUAAUCUUGGCGAAAAAUUUGAAUGUGAAUUAAGUACAAAAAUGAAUUAUAAUCAUAAUCUUUUUCUUGAAUGUAUUCAACAAGAUUUUGGAUGUAGUCUGGACGAAAUUUAUCGAUCAGCGGAUGGAAAUAAUGAAACUGCAGAAGAUGAAAUAGAAUCAAUUAAUGUAAAAUUAUUUUUAUGGGCAGAUCGAUUAGGUGGUGCUCUAGUUGCUGCACUUGUCUAUCGUCAUACAGCUGAUUUAUGUGAGAAACGAAGUUCGACAGAAACUGUAACUGUACAAAAAUUAAGAGAUCAUGCUGAUGAAUAUGAACAACUUGCUAUGCGUCUUGUUCAAUGCCUGUAUUUAUCUAAUCCAAAUCUAACAAGAUUAGCAUUAAAACGCGAAAAUUUUGAAUUUAAUAAACUAUCAUCAUUAGAAGUUGCCAAUAAAAGAGCAAAAGAUCAAAAGGAUUUCUUUAAAUAUAUCUUUUCAAUAAAAAAUAAAUUAUCGCGACCACGUGUUAAAUAUCAAGUUCAUUUUUUAUUCUACAUAAUUUUCUUAUGUUUAUUAUCUUAUCUCGUACUAUUUGUUAAACCAUCAUUAAUUGAAUUAAAUGAAGAAAUGGCAUUUUCAUGGGAAAAUGGUUCAUGUGUACAUGAUAAUGGAGCAUUUUGUGCAAGACCAAAAUCGUUUACUAAUUCAUGGUCGAUUUUACAAUUAAUUAUCAAUAUUUGGGUAUUUAUGUUUGCACUUGAAGAAUUCCGACAAGCAAAAUUCUUUAAAACAAAAGAUAAUGGAAUAAAACAAACAUUGCUACUUUAUCUCGAUGAAUCUUGGAAUAAACUCGAUGCUCUCUGUGUCAUUAUGUAUGUGGUUUCUAUUAUUUUAGAAUCUUACAAUACACGAGCAACAUUAAAUGCAUCAAGAGCAUUUCUUGCACUUGACGUUGUUUUAUGGUUUAUACGUUUAUUAAUAUUAUUGAUGAUUGAUCGUACAGUAGGACCAAUGCUUUUAAUGAUUCAAGCCAUGGUAGGAGUGGUCUGUGCUUUGUAUCGUUUAAUAUAAGCAUGCUUUUUGUUUAUGUUGACGUUUUUUUCUUCUGUUUAAUAUUAUUUUUUAUAAAAUAUAAUUUUUCUUUUCAUUUGCAUAGCUCAAUGAUAUGGUCACAUUCUUUUCCAUAUUCUUUGUCUUUACAUCAGCAUAUGGAGUUGCUUCGUUU
This is a messenger RNA of Adineta steineri, 2387 nucleotides long. Lineage: Eukaryota; Metazoa; Rotifera; Eurotatoria; Adinetida; Adinetidae. The record is from the annotation of a GenBank genome assembly.